Messenger RNA from Daphnia carinata, 1438 nucleotides. RefSeq names its product very-long-chain 3-oxoacyl-CoA reductase-B-like. Gene Ontology annotation, cellular component: endoplasmic reticulum. NCBI's taxonomy places the organism in Eukaryota, Metazoa, Arthropoda, Branchiopoda, Diplostraca, Daphniidae. Bases 254 to 1258 code for a protein of 334 amino acids. The transcript has 6 exons. Gene Ontology annotation, molecular function: oxidoreductase activity. The record is from RefSeq and is a predicted model, not a curated record.
UUGUUGUGCUCUCCGGUUCAGUCAAAAAUUGACAAUGAUGGCUUCUUAGCUUGAAUUGACUCAAUUUAAAGUUGGUUGUGUGUUAAACCUGUGGAUGUACACUAAAAUUACUCAUCUAAAUUCAAAUGCAAAUUUAAAAAAAUUGCUGUGCUCCACAUUCGUCGUUUGACAGUUGUAAUCCCAACGCUUUGACGUUUUCACCACUUCGUUAUACCGUCUGAUAUUACGACUGUGAAAACCAAACCAAAAGAAAAUGAGUGCUUUGGAAGUGAUUGGUUUCGUUUUUUGUCUUUAUUUACUGUGGAGCAUCGUCAGUGCCUUGUUUAACUUACUCUACACGUGCUACCUGGGGAACGCGCUUGGCCGUUCCAUCAAAGUAAAGAAGCUAGGCUCAUGGGCUGUUGUCACUGGAGCCACAGAUGGAAUUGGUAGAGCAUACGCCGAGGAGUUUGCUAGACAGGGUUUGAAUAUCGUGCUUAUCAGUCGGUCCCUCUUUAAGCUUCAAAAUGUUGCCCGUGAAAUAGAAACCCAGUACGGAGUCAAGACUCGAGUUAUUGACGUUGACUUUACCGGUGCCAGAGAAAUCUAUGACCGGAUUGGCGCCCAGCUUCAAGACUUGGAUAUUGGCGUCUUGGUCAACAACGUGGGCAUGUCUUACAAUUACCCGGAAUUUCUCUGCUAUCUGCCCGAUGCAGGAGCUUUCUGUACCCGACUGAUGCACUGCAACAUACUAUCAGUCACGGGCAUGACGCUUCUCUUGCUACCCAAAAUGGCCGAAAAACGUAAAGGUCUCAUCCUUAACGUCUCGUCCGCAUCUGCCGUUCUGCCUUCACCACUCCUCUCCAUGUACUCCAGCACCAAGGCUUUUGUUGAGAAAUUCAGCCGAGAUUUGUCUUUGGAGACCCAGCAUUUUGGCGUGACGAUUCAAUGCGUGCUUCCCAGCUUCGUCGCCACCAAUAUGAGCAAAUUCAAGCCCAGUCUGACCGUACCCAGUCCUACCCAGUUUGUCCGUGGUCACAUGAACACACUCGGUCUGGAAGUAUCUUCUCCCGGAUACUGGGUUCAUAAAAUUCAGAUCGGAUUUUACGAUGUAGCGCUAAGGUUUUUCCGACCGGUCGUUGAACGCGUUGCUUGGUAUGGUCUCUUUUCCAUCCGCACGCGGGCUGUCAGACGCCAACAGAGACUCAAGAUGGCGGAAGUAAAUUCCGAUAAAUUACGUAGCGGCACAAAUGGUGUAGGAGUCCAGCCGGUGCAUUAAAGGUUUUUUUUUUUUUUUCAUUGGAUGCUUCUUCAUCAGAAAGAAACCUAUCAAAAGGACAAUACCCUUCACGCUUUCUGCCGCUCAUUGUUGUGUUAUAUGGCUAUUUUGGUACCAGGCACAUAUAAAUUGUUUUCUCCCCCCUCAUCUGCUGUUUAUUAAUACAUCUAGAUGUCAGUA